UUAAAAAUGCAAUUAAAAUGAAUUUUCAAUUUUUAAUUUCAAUUCACCUCUCGGUAUUCCGACAUUUGGUCGUGUGUCGACAUUUGGCAAUGUACUGUAAUAACAUUUUCACUCGACAAUUUCUAGAAUAUUUAAUUGCUUACAAUUUAUUCAGCGUUGAAAACAAUCGUCUACAAAUAUUCAUGUUCAUUUUUAUUUUAAAUUAAAUAGAAUUCAGAAUUUCACAAUGUUUUUCUUUAUUACAAUGAUCUUCAUGCGUUUUUAAAUUGAUGUGUCAUUUGUGAGGUUAUGUUCAUUGGUGUUUAAAUGACAAUGCUUUGACAUAUAUGCACAGUGAACACAUUCAAUAGCUCUCGUUCAAAUUGUGUGCCGUAUUUACAUCUACCAAAUAUCAAAUACGGUUUGAAUGAAAGAAAAUGUUGAGAACAAUGUUAUUGUCAACGCGAAUUCAGUUUGCUUCGAAAUGGAACGUUAUACAUGCUGUAUCAAGUCAGUUACGUUUCUAUUCUAAGAAUCCCGAUGAGGUAGAACAGUGGAUAUCUGCGCUGGAUGAGGCGCAACAAAAACGUAUUAGGUUCUUUCAAAAUGAAGUUACCUUGAAACGUGAUCAAGGUGAAAGUGUGCCAACAGUAGAACAACUCACCAUUGAACGAUACCAACAUCUUAUGAAUUCAUCAAAUAAUCAACGUAUAAAAUAUUACAACUAUUUAAAUAAAACGGAAAUAUCAAACGCCACCACUUCGGAAAAAAAGGUAUCCGGAAAAAUGUUCUGGAAGAAAAAACUUCAAUGGGUGUAUUUGACAAAAAAAAAACCAGCAGUUGUUCAAAAACACUUCGAAUAUGGACUUGGCAAAAUAUCUUUAAUACCAAAAAUUUACAACCGAACAAUUGACAGAUGGAAAAUUAUGCGAAUAUUGUGGCGUGAACAUUUGGGUAUUAUACAUAUUUGAUUGUAGUUAUUCACACUACAUGACGCAACGUGAAAAUAAAGAAGCGGCUGAACAAUUGGCAAUGGUCUUUGGAAAUAAUCGUCAACAUCAUCAGCCAUACGCGCUUAACUUUUGUGGCAUGGACAAACAAAGUAUGCUAUGGUCAUUACUACUGAAGAAUAUCCCAACAAUUACUACAAAACCGCUACCACUACGAAUACACGAAGCUGACGCAUCGGAAGAUUUUCCGAAAGAAAAACUCGUCAUACUCACGCCCGAUUCACCAAACGUAUUGAGAGAGUACAAUAACGAUGAUCAUUACGUAAUUAGCAGCAUUGUUGAUCGCGGUGAUAAAAAACCAAUAUCAAUUGCCAAAGCAAAAGAAUUGAAUAUUCGUCAUGCACGUGUUCCCUUGGAACAGUAUCGUAGAUGUCGAAUGAAUAAAGCAUUGCCAUUGAAUCACAUGAUAGACAUAAUGCUUGAAUUGAAAAGAACACGCGAUUGGAAUAAAGCAUUUGGUUUUGUUCCAGCACGCAAAUUUUACUAGUUUUACUAGCAAGUAAAAAAAUAAUGGUUUUUAGUAAAAAUAUCCCAUAAAGUGAUUAUAAGCAUUUUUGCAUGAAUGUACUUUUAAUUUAAGUUUGAAUUUCAAAAUAAAAUUGGGUUAUAAAUGUAAAA
Molecule: messenger RNA, 1607 nt
Organism: Contarinia nasturtii (swede midge)
Lineage: Eukaryota; Metazoa; Arthropoda; Insecta; Diptera; Cecidomyiidae
Exons: 5
Coding region: 417-950 (177 amino acids)
Source: RefSeq, a predicted model, not a curated record